AUGCGAGUCCACGUGCACACCAAGUUCUGUUUCCUGUGUGUGCUCACCUUCCUCUUCCAUCCGUCCAGCCGCUGUCAUGGAGAAGGGCACAGCCAUCAACACGGCGGGCAUCAACAUGCCAACCACAACCACGUACACAGCGACCUGCAGAUCUCUGAUGCGCCAUAUGUGAGAGGAGCCACCCCCCCGCCCGAGUCCGACGCUCAUGAAGGACACACGCCAGAGGAGGAACAACAGUUUUACAUCCAGCAGCUGUUCAGGCGCUACGGCAACAAAGAUCGUCUAGAUUUCCAGGGAUUUCAGAGUCUGCUGUUCAGCUUAGGUUUGGGUGAGGUGAAGGUGGUGGGUCUGGAUCAUGAUGAACUCGGCCAUGACCAUGUAGCUCACCUAGACCUACUAGACGUGAAGGAGGGGCUUCACACUCAUUCAUCAACCAAAACAGGCAAGGGACGGGGACAUAAGCAUGGUUAUUCCCACCACCCACAUACUGAUCAGGUUCCCACAGAGUGCAGUGACCACACCACUGCGAUGAACCCUGCUUCUGGUGCACCGACGGGGCCUGGCGAUUCACAUGAUCAUGAUCACAGCGGCCACAACCAUGCGGAUCAUGAUCAUGAUCACAGCCAUGAUGCUGGACAUAGUCAUGAUCACACCAAAGCAGGGGAAAGAGACCAUAAACAUACUGAUGGACAUAAGCAGGACACACAUGUCCACGACCAUGACCAUGACCAUGACCAUGACCAUGACCAUGCAGGUAAAGAAGAGCACAAACAUGAGCAGGACCAUUCUAAGACAAAGGACCCACCUUUGCAACCUCACAGUGAGCCUGACCACAGUGCUCAUGAUCGUGCUGAUCAGGAACAAGAGAAAGAGCAGCUACAACAAGUACAGGAUAACCGUAAGGACCUGCCCACUAAACCACAGUUAGAGCAGGGCCAUGAUAAGCAACACAAACGUGAGCAGAUACCUGUACAAUCUAAUCAUAAAGACAAGUCCUCUUAUCCACAAAGUAGUCAUGACCACAGUACCCAUGGUCACAGCAGUCACAACCACAGUAAUCAUGAUCACGACCACAGUAAUCAUGAUCACGACCACAGUAAUCAUGAUCACGACCACAGUAAUCAUGAUCACGACCACAGUAAUCACAACCAUGACAAGGAACACAAAGACGGGCACACACAGGUACCGACUGAUGGCAAAGAUCUGUCUACUCAACCUCACAGUGGUCAUGACCAUAGUGACCAUGACCAUGACCACGGCGAUCAUAAACACGACCAUGGCUUAGAUACUGCACCAAGCAACCAGCCGCAGCAGCCAUCCAAGGCCCCUCAGGAUCCACAGACACCGACCACCACUGCAGAACCUCAGACAAAGAGGACAAGAAAGCCGAUCAGAGCCAGAGGAGGGAACAAAGACACUACAUCGUCUGGUGGCCAUGGCCAUGGACACAGUCAUGACCAUGAUCACGGCCAUGAUCACGACCACGACCACGACCACGACCACGGCCACGGUCACAGCCAUUCUCAUAAAGGCAAAAGAGAAGCACCAGGAGGGCAUGCACACCCAACGUUGCCUGGCCCUGCCUUGCCUGGCAAUGUGAUGUCUCAUCAGCAUGAGGAGGUAGGACUUAUGAUGAACCCAUACAAAGUGAAACUGACAGAUGUUGAUUUCUUGAUGUGCAAGAAGCUCCACCUAAGUGCUAAAGCAACUCUAAAGAAAUGGUGUAUGAAUCCAACAGAAAUGUUUUCUGUCUAUAAAACUAAUUUGUCAUUGUCAUCUAAAAAUAGUUUAAGGAGCACUCAGGAUUUUAAAGAGUGAAUCUCUGCUGCUUAAUAGAAGAAAAGUGAAAAACAACAAUACAUUUAUCCUUGACGUAUCUUUACCAGACUUCACCAGACGCUUUAACAGGUUUUUUCUAAUAGACUGGGGCGUCUAUUUGACUUUCAGAGUAAAAACAUUCAUUUGGUGUAUAAAUCAUGUUGUUUAUUUAGUCAUUUCACGUAGCAUCAUAGCCUGAGGUUCCUGUUUCUUAUUCUGAAUUAUCCUCUUCCCCACCAGUGUUUGAACCUGACGCAGCUCCUCACCUACUACGGCCUGAGUCCAGAUUCGCUCAUUUCACCACACCAGUUCACCUACCUGUGUCCAGCCCUGCUUUACCAGAUAGACAGCCGUGUCUGCAUACGACAUUACCACCAGAUGGAUGUGGAGCAGGAAGCUCUUGAGACUAAAAGUUCUGGUAAGAACCCAAAUAUUUUUCUGAUUCAGUGACUUUUCUUUUUCACUAAAAUGACUUAAGUCUCCAUGUCAGUUGGGUUGUCAUUAUGUAUAUUCUAGUUUAUCUGUUUUCCUGCAAAGACAUUUCAGUCAGGACCACUUUCAUCAAAGAAAAUCUAUUAUUAUAUAAAUAGUUGGAGGUAUGGCUCUGCUCUGAAAGCUCCUUUAACUUCCUGCAGCAGUGAUCGAUGGCUGCUCUCACAGCAAAGAAAAAAAGUGGGGUUUUUUUAUACUUUCAUUCAGAUUUAUCGGCAGUAAACUUCUGUCUACUCUAAGGCUGCACGAUAUUGGAAAAAAAUAAUAUUGCGAUUUUUUCAACCCUGCGAUAUAUAUUGCGAUAUUAAAAAUACAGUAUUUUCACCAGAUGACCUGAAUAGCACUUAAUGUUAUGCUGCACUGCUGAAAUCUUGAGGACAGUUAAUCUGCUCUGAUCUUACCUCUUUUUGUGAAUGUUAGUAGAAUGGCUUCUGUCUGUCUCAGAGAUAUUUUUAGCUUUUAUUGUGCUGGGACGUUAUUGUGGCAACAGAUGAACACAGAACACGUGUUUUGGUCGACAUCAUCCUUCUUUUAACCGAAAUAAUUCCAGAUAACUGACUUUCCUUUUCUUUUUGGCAACAAAUCUUCAUUUUCGGUGGUUUUCGCUUGUUCGUUGUUCAUUUUGCGAUCGUUGUUGUUGUUGUUGUUGUCGUUAGCGGUGUUGUGCCGAGAAACGCAUGUCCUCCGAGAAUUGCAUGCACCUCGCAAAACGCGCACCGCUUAUAGUAGAGUGGUCCACGGAAAUGUACAAUUUAAAACCCAUACAGUUCUUAUUUGUUGGGCUUAAUAGUCAGCAAAGUUCCGAAAGUAAUUCUCAGCGGACACACGUCUCCCUCCAUGUGCAGAACAUGUGCAGGGGUGGGUUUUCUCCUCCCUGAUUUUGAUUGACAGCUGGUAGGGUAGUCUGAUUGGCAACUGAGAAGUGAGUCUGAUUGGCAACUGAGUUAAGGACGAAGGUGAUUGGUGGAUCGCUGGAACAGCACAUGCAGAGUCACAUGGAGUGUAUCUCAGUCAGCUACCCUUGAAAUUAAAUGAGUUCAUUCACCUCCAACAUCGCAGGCUCUGCGAUGUGACUAUCGCACACACGUACAUCGCGAUGACGAUAGUCAAACGAUAUAUAGUUCAGGCCUAGUCUACUCACUGAAUUUCCAGUCGGACUGUCUCACGCAUGUAAACUCUAGUACUUGAUCACAUUUGCACACCAGUUCAUCCAGCUAGUUUUUUUGUUUCAAGAGAUUGUUGUUUUGUUGUUUGAUCCGAACUGUGCAGCGAUAUUGUCAUGAAUCUAAGUGUGUUUUAGUUUGUGAUUUUAUCUGAAAGAAAAAAGGCCCAGAAGGUGAAAGAAAUAAGAGAAACUGCGACUGAGUGAAAAAUAUUGAAACACUGAAUCACAUUUUCUCCCCACAAAGAUUUUUUUUAGCUCAGUUGCAGAGUGACAUGUUUCCUGAUAAGAAAUACUGACUCGUGUUUUUCAAUCUGCUGAAGGAAGCAGCUAUCAGACUGUUUCUUAAACCACUGUAUUUAUAAUGUGAUGUAAUCAGGAUGUAGGGCUACUGAGGAAGAAAGGUGGCCAUGUUUAAUGAAAGUUUUUGUUACAGCUCCUCUGAUGAGUUUCUGGCUGGGAUUGAGAUUGUGUCCAUGAUUGGGUCAAUGAUGUGACGCCUAAAUAUUCCGUCCGGCUGUAUUUUUUUUAAGUAAAAAAAGGUUUAAAUGCACAAAAAUAUUCUUUCUAUAUGUAGUAUCUCUCUCAUAGAUGUAGUCACUUCAACUUUUCAAAAAUCAGGUCUUAUUUGUAAUUUUUCUUAACUUCAAAGUGUCAAAAUAUCAUGUGGUGUGACCAAUAAUAACAUUAAUUGUAUUAAAUACAAACUAAAAUAUCUGAUUUCUGCAACUGACACAUUAAUACCUGAUACAAUAUGCUUAAGUGAAAGGUAGUUUUAAAACAUUUUUAUCAGUAUUAUGCAAUUUAAAGAAAAAAUUAGUCAGUUAACUACAAUAAAUAUAGUGACCGUGACAUUAUAGAGCGAAAAUGUGGGAUCAUUAUUUAUGAAAACUCAAAUGAAAUGCAAACACUUUGUUUCUAUCUACUUGAUAUUACUGACAAUUUGUGAAAAACUUAAACACUUUCAGCAUGAAGACUGAUCAUGUCUUGAUAGUUUUUUUCCACUAUGUAAAACUGCAGGUAAGGGUAGGUAUCAGAUGCUAGAACGGCCUAUUUUUUGUAUUUUUAUGGCCAAGAUCUCACCGAUGGACACGUGUAACUCUGUGAGAAACAUGUACAGGACAAAAUUAACUAAAACAAGAGGUCCUUCUUCGUCAAAGAGGGUCACCAAAUUAAACACAAAAGUUCCUCGUGCCAAAUCCACGGUAACAAUUACGCAGGUUUCAUUAGUAUGCAACUAGUCUGCCACACUGUAAUCUCGAUGACAUUUGUCCAAAUCUAUUCAGAUUAGGUAAAUUUUUCAGGAUAUUAUAUUCUAACACCUUUUGGGAACUCGUCUAUUGUUAUGUUAUUAAUCUCUCUCUCUGCCCACAUUUCUGUAUCUUUUAUCUUUUCAUUCAAGUCAACUACAGCUUUAUUUGUCAAACACCUGAUGCAGGAGUCUCCAGGACAGUGAACAUCCUCAAACUUGUUGAACUUUAACAGUCUCUUAAUUUCUUCUGGGAUGUUUUUUUGUUAGCAUUUGGGAUUAGCCGGAUUUUGAGGUGUUAUUACAGAUGCAAUAAGCUGAUUGGCUCCCUGAGUUAGACUCAAGGCCCGGUAAGCACAUAUUUUAUUCACGGCCAUCAACAGGAAUUAGCAGGGUGUAUUAAAACUAGUGUGUGACAGUCACUUGAGGGGUUUGUGUCUGCGGUUAGUGAGGAGAAGAGAAAGUUGAAGUUUCGUCAUCGAUCACAUCAGGUUCUUGUCGAGGAGAAGACAAAGUGUGAUUGACACCCUGAAACAGCUUUCACCAUUCAUGUCAGAUGCUUUGUGUCUGUGACAAUGGAUGCCCUUGUUAUCAAAAACUUCUAGUUGCCAUGGCAGCUAAAGAGCGGUCCACUCAUGUCCUUUGAAGAAUCGCAAAAAGAGACUUUUUUUGGGGGGCACUUUGUGCGCAGACGUUCAUUUGAUGAAGAUGGCUUUUUUCUUCUAGUGAUGCCUUUUCUUUUAGUUUGUCUUCCAAGUUCCCAAGUUAAUUAUAAACAGAGAGAAAAGUAGGGGAGAGACUAAAAGAUCAGCUAUAAAGAAUGAAGGUCAGCGUCGAGGCCUGCUGUGGGACAUCACAGCGCUUCAAAGUUUAUGAGAAUGCAAAUCGUAAAAUCACAGUGUUUAAAGUUAAUGAGUUACAGGUCGUGAUCUGAAGCUCAUAAAGCCAUAAAAAAAGCUUUGCUACAACUCAGACCAGAACCAGAAACCACCGCUUCUGCUCUGUGUGUUUGUGGUACUGGAUCAAACAUGUGAACCUUUGAGGACUUGUAUGUAUGUUUAAUUAAUGAUGAAACUUGUUUUGACAGUCCUGUAUUUGUUCUCAUGUCCUGCGUUAUGUCUGCAGAAUAAUUGGUCUUUAGUUUCCACAAAGUGAGACGUAGAAGUUUCACAGCUGCGACCGUAAAUAACAGGGCCAGCGUGGGGUUGCGAGACGUUCUUCAGACUUAUUUUUAAUUAGGGGUAAAAUCUGAAAAAUUUUAUUGUUAAUUUCAUGAACUUAAAGAGAGACUUCAGCUGUCAAAGCAGCAGGGAGGUUAUCCCAACCAUGAGACCGGAGGAAUCCCCUCUUCAACCUUUAAUCAUUAAACACACACUCUCUCCCCCUCUGGAGAGACCCGUAUUGCACAUGCCUCAACGGACCACCACUGAAAACAGUCAUAAAAAUGAUAAUGACAACCAAGAAGACAGCAUGAACAAGUCAAAAGGGCAGGGCCGACUCCUCAUUAGCACAAAACUAGGAGCGCUAUAUCGUCUGCAGCCGUGCACCAAGACUCCACCAUAGGCAUCGCCACACGCGGCGAAAGCUACCUCUCAUUUACCUCCCGCUGGCAUCCAUGGGGGAGCUCGGAAAAUUUGCAGUCGCUUCCUCCUGGUCCCCACUCCCUUCUCUUUCUGUGUGUGCCAAUUAGGAGAGCCUAAGCGACACCCUGGGCCAUUUUUUCUGAGCCAUAGCUCACAGGAGACGCGUAAUUGGAGAGAAGACACAGACCGGUGGGUCUCCUUCUCCUCUCUUCUGCUCCCUUAUUCCUCGCUGCUCUCACCCCUCAGCACACCUCCAAAUAUAAUCACACAACACACACACAUACACGCACACGCACUGCUACAACUGUAUAAGGGUAAUGAGAUAGAGAAGUAGAUGAGCUUCGUGAGUGUGAAGGACCUGGAGUGAUGUACUGCAGGCGGAUACACAGUUACCUCUCAGGGUUACGCCGUGUUACGCCUGAUGUGACAAAUAAGAAAGCAGCGGACUGUAGCGCCUUCACUUUUGUGAGGCGCAAAAUAGUGGCAACAAUAAAACAAGACAGGGAGGCUUCUCAAGGACACAGUCGUUUAUGAAGAGAAGAUGUGAAGUGUGUCCGACUGAAGGAUGAAGCUCUUCCAGUUUAUGACAUCUAGUAGUUAAAUGUUUUUAGCGAUUCCUUUAGAUUAUACUGCAGCUACAGCCUGCGAAGAGGAGCUUGUUAUGUUUGUUCAGGGUAUGCCAUUUUACGUUGCACUCCCCACCUCUACUACUUACAGUGCUGAAUGGCACAGUGAGCGGUGAUGAACUAAUGUCUGCUGACAGGAAAAUAUCAGCCAAUACAUGUUUAACCGACUCAUCCGUGCAGUCCCUAAAUUAUGUAGUUCGGAGCCUCCUGGGGAGCGAAGUCCUUAAUUGAUGCUUUUCUCAGACUUCACUGCAGAGUCCAGCUGUCUCCUUCAGCCUUUAAUGAAAACUUGUGAGAGCUGCUAAUCUCGCUGUACUCGUCAGUGAAUACAUCACAGACAGGUGACUGAAUUGAGCAGUGAAACAGACGUAUGCGACAUGGCAGCUAUCCCUGACAUCAGACUUUUAAGCCAGUAACACCGUCAUCGAAACACCAAGUGCAUCAUCUAUUCGCCUUUUAGAAACCCCAGGUGAAUACGCAGGAAUUAAAGUUUGGGUAUAAAGCUUACGACAAGUGGCUGCGUAAUAAGGACUCGCACAUCAGGGCCGUCCUCUUCAGUAUAAAUAUUACUUCCGUGGGGAACUCCAGCCUCCUGGUGAGCGGCUCUUUUUUUGUCAUGUUUUUUUAAUCCUACAGCUGGGUAAUGGGACAGUAACAGCUUGAUUCAGUCUCUCUAAAGGCCGUCCGUCAGACGUAAGACAUGUUUCAGAUCAUCUCUUCUCAAGCGACACCACCUGGGGCCGAUUAGAAGUGAAGAGGAAGUGUGUGUCUGCCAGCGUGACUUUGCUGUUAUUAGUCAGAUUUUCCCCUCCGGCUUUGUGGCAUCUUCUGAGCACUGCCAGAAUUUCAUUCAUAGAAACAGAAGUAUGAAAUAAACAUUUGUUUAAAAAAUAUCUUAAAAUAAAUGUGAUUUUAAGUAUUGAAUUUAAAUCCCUGACUAAAUCUUUUCUUUGCUUUGACGUCCUCCUGAAACGCCUCACCUGAAGUCGGUUAUCUGUUAGAUUUGCAUCACAAACACACUGUUUGAGUGAGUACAUGUAUUAAAGCUGAAUGUCAACAGUGAAGCGCCCACCAGCAGUUUAGUAAACACCUCCAUCUUUGCUCUGACACUGAAUUUCUCACGACAUUAAACAUUUUGUCCUCCGCAGAGCGAGAAUCAGAGUUUUUCUUCCUCCUCGGUCUGGCUCUGUUUUGAUUCACGUCCCCGGCUGACAGGUGGACUGACAGUUUGAGUGAUAGUGUACCUUUCUGACUUUUCCUCUUCUGUCUCAUGUGUUUACGUCUGAAUGAAAAAGGAGGCGAGUGAAAUUCUGCUGAAAUGUCACUUCACAUUUUUCGCUUUAGGCGUUGUGUGUCAUCACAAGGACACACGGAUGGAAAACCUCGAGAGGAUGGUUUCCUUAGCAUGUGUAGAGGACAGGAAAAAAAAACACUUCAGCCGGCAGCAAAGUGAUGCUAAAUCUGUGUCUGUUAUCGCACUUUUUCUGCUUUUAGAUGAAUUUUGGACAUCUUUAGAGAUUCCUUAAAUUUGACAGAUUGAUUUUGAGAUUAUUUCAGUUAAUAUAGAAAGAAUAAAGCUGUUAAAUCUCUAACGUAUCUGUCUUCUCUCAGUGUGGGUUUGGCUCUGGGGCUUCGUGUCCAUCACCAUCAUCAGCCUGCUGUCACUCCUGGGCGUGGUGUUGGUACCCAUCCUGAACCAGGCCUGCUUCAAGUUCCUGCUAACCUUCCUGGUGGCGCUGGCUGUGGGCACGCUCAGUGGAGACGCUCUGCUUCACCUGCUGCCUCAUGUGAGUUUGUCAAAGAAUAAUCUGGAUACUGGACGGGGCCUAACACUAACUUUUUUCACAAGGAGCACAUAAGGAACUUUGGGGGCACAAUAAAAAUCGAUCAAAUAAUGUUUGUCUUAUUGGUCGACAUUAUUUGAAAUCAAUUUUAGGUCUUUUGGUCACAUGACAUGGAAGCUAUUGAAGGAAAACAGCUUUUUCUGAGAACAUCAACCGGUAAUUUAUUGAUGGUCCCUUAUUCAACACCCGACGUUGACAGCGAGGGUGCCAAAUAGAUUUCUCUGCACUGUUGUUGCUAUUCCCGGUUAUGUAGAGUAAGAAGACACCGGUAGAUCUGCAGUGAAUGUCCGUCAGAUAUCCAACCAAAAACUAACUUUACAAUAUUCGCGGUAUUUACAUGAAAAAACAUUUUUUAUGCGCACAUGUGCCCCCUAAAUACAUUUUACAAUUCCCACACAUCUAUUUUUAGUCGCAAACGCAAGUGAAAUGGUCUCACUGUCGAGCCCUGCUGGAUUAGAUCAUUAGUCUUGUGUUUCUUUGUCAUUUCUGCCCAAAAAGUUAAAGUUGAAAACCUGUGAGAAAAACGUAAUUUGACUUUUUAUUAAUGUCAGACCUUUACUGAAAUGUCUAAAUAUAUAACUCUAAAUAGACAGCAUGUUCCUUCCAAUUGCCAAUAAAUGACAAUCAAUUGUUGUGCAAUAGGUCAGUGAAUAUCCUCGAAUGAUCGUGAACCAUCCUCGUCUCUCUCUAACAGUGAGAGGCUGCAGGAAUUCCAUCAAUAAAGCUCGUUGAAAUGAAAUCUUUGGACUGAUGAAUGUGCGCUCUCCUCCCCCCUCCCCUCUUUAUUUAGUCUCAAGGGAACCACGACCAUGACCAUCAAGGGGACGGGGCGAGCCACAGCACUGAUCUGGUUACCGCCUUUGAUGGAGUGUGGAAGGGCCUCACCGCGCUGGCCGGCAUCUACCUCCUCUUCAUCAUUGAGCAUUGUAUCGGCAUGUUUAAGCACUACAAAGACCACAAGGUGAGGGGAAAUGACCCGGCAGCACCGGCGGUGGACUGGACUAGACUUUCAUUAGACACUGACUCUCACAGGCAGUUUCUCUUUUCUGAUUGUUUCCCUCCCCGGGGGUCUUCAUCCUUUCUGCCACGAACCGCUGAUAAGUUGAUUUCUGAGUUUUUCAUUUCAUGUCUGUGCUCACAGGGCAAGAAAGGCGUGGAGGAGGGCAUGAUUGGCCGCAAGUUGUCAGACCACAAGUUGAAUAGGCGUUCAGACGCGGAGUGGCUGCACCUGAAGCCCAUCAGUGAAGGUAAGAAGUAUCCAGCGGCUCAUUUCACACAGCGGCGUGUAAUGUAACCUCAGCUCACUGUCACAUCUGCCAUCUUCAUCAGACCAUGACGUCACCGUUAUCUCCUGCGACAACGGUCACAACGACACGCAGCUCUCAGAGCUCCAGCCUCCGGACUCUCCCACCACCAGGACGCCGCUUGCGCCACAACUUUCCCAACAAGACCCCCAGUCGCCCAAAAAGGAGAACGGACGGAAGGUGAAGAAGCACGGACAUGGCCACAGUCACUCACAUGGACAUGGUCACUCUCAUGGAGGGAACUGCCACUCGGACCAGGAGAUGAAGGACGCUGGUAUCGCCAGUAUCGCCUGGAUGGUCAUUAUGGGCGAUGGCAUGCACAACUUCAGUGAUGGCCUGGCUAUCGGUGAGAGAUUAUCUCUUGGUUUUUUUGUUUGGACUUUUUUGUUGGACACAUAAGAAGGCAGACCGGUUCAGCUGUGUCACUUUUAAUUGCUUUCCCCCUCGUUAGAUCAUAAUCAUGCAUAAAAAAGAAAACAGGGGUUGACUGAAAAGUAAAUAAACUUCAUGUUAAGAUCCCUCAAUUUAAGACCACAAAUGACCUUUGUACAGAUUGGUGUUGGUGCGUUCAUCAGUACCUUAAAGGGAUAUUCCAGCAUGAAAUUAUUCAGGGUCAAACACACUGUAACACCGAGUUAGACACCCCCUUGAGAGAUGAAUGUUGCCGACCGCUUGCCUCUCUAGUUAUACCAACUUUAGUAACGACCGCACAAUAGCAAUACACAGCGGUCUUAGGAGCCAUAAACAAACCUCAACCAAAACGCCACUCUAUAGUCAAAGUAAAGAAACACAACUCACCUACUCUCUUCCAGCAGCCGCUUGUUUGUAGCGAGACCUCAGGCCAGUCCAUUACAGACUAUAGUGGGGUGACACAGCUCAAGGAAGAACAUUUAUGAUCAUUUCUUUAUCAUUUCCUUGAAGAAAUAAUCACCAUAUUAAUCAUUUUGCACCGCAGAUGCUGUAGUUCUUCUGCCUUAGCGUCUCGGUCUGAUUGCAUUUCCAUGAAGAAAUGAUCAUAAAUGUUCUUCCUUGAGCUGCGUCACCCCGCUGUAGUCCGUAACGGACUGGCCUGAGAUCUCGCUACAAACAAGUGGCUGCUGGAAGAGAGUAGGUGAGUUGUGUUUAGUCUCUUUGCUAAAGACAUAAGGCAAAGCUUAAAAGAUGUUUGGUUGAGGUACUAUGUCUGGGACCCUAUAUGUACUGUUGAUGAAGUUAGGUACUGUUCUGAGCAUUAUUUGUGGCUAUAGAGUGGUGUUUUGGUUGAGGUUUGUUUAUGGCUCCUCAGACUGCUGUGUAUUGCUAUCAUGCAGUCGUUACUAAAGUUGGUAUAACUAGAGAAGCAAGCAGUCGGCAACAUUGAUCUCUCGAGGGGGUGUCUAAUUUGGUGUUACAGUGUGUUUGACCCUAAAUUAAUUUUUAUGCCAGAAUAUCCCUUUGAGGAUAGUACAGCAAUAACAGAUGGAAGUAGAGAGAGCUCAGCACAAUAAAAGCACAUUGCUUACACGGUAGAAAUCUUCAUGCAGGGAGAGUAGAGACAAGCUGGUUUCGUAUAUUUCCAGUCUUGAGUCCAGUCUCCAGUCAGAUUUGUGAAUUAAGGAAUCUGUGAGUGCCUGGUGCCCAAAAUUGAGCAUGCAUGACCUUAAGAAGACUUGCUAAAGAGGAAGAGUGCGAACAUACCUCAAGAAUUAAUUGUGCACCAUUUAGUUCAAUAUGGAUGUGACACAAUAUGUUUUAAUCAGCUACUUAAAAACAUGAAGGGCUUUUAAAGCAUCUUGUAAAUGGUUAUUCUGAAUCAUACUGGUCAUGAAUAUUCAGUAUGUGAAGUUAAAACCGAAGAGGAAAACAAAAGGUGGCCCAUUAUUAUGCCUUGUAGUCAUGAUUUAUCAGUAGCUUAAAUAGCCGUGCACUCUCGUGCCCGAACACUUAAUCAAACCAUAGCAAACACUUCUCAUCUGCAUGUCCAGAGGGUGAACAUUUGGAUUCAAAUGAUUCGCCUUCAGGCUCAGACUUCACGUUAAGUGUUCAGGCAUGAAAGUGAUAUUGAUUGCGCAGAAUUCUCGACUUGCAGCACAAAAGUUAACAAAGGCAUUCCCCCUAAAAAUGUCAAACUUCUCCUCGCUGACAUGUCCUGAACUCCUUGUCUCCGCAGGCGCAGCGUUCAGUGCGAACCUGACAGGAGGCAUCAGCACAUCAGUGGCUGUUUUCUGCCACGAAUUACCUCACGAGCUCGGUAAGUGGAGUGAAAGUGCAGCGGGAGAAAGCAUCCAAACAUAAAAUAAAAAAAAAAACGUUAACAAAGCGAAUCAUUUACUCAUCAACACGCUCCACACUGUACACUUCAUUUGCUCAGCCAGGUGAACAAAGCUGCUUUUGUCAAGGCCUCACAGCGAUAAUGAUAACCGCUGUCUAAAUCACAGCCUCCUGCGAAAACAGCUCUCUCCCUCACUUGAACCUGAAACUUUAAUCCAAGUCUCACGACCCCUCCGUCCCCUGGAACGUGUUCGAAACCCGGCGGUGUCAAUAAUCAUCACUCUUCUUUUCACUCCAGAAAAAUGUACUUUUUUUCCAUAUUAAUGGCUUUUGUCUGACAGCAGCGAAAUGGCUUGUCAAUGUGUCUGUCAGGGAGGAUGAUGUACCGCGCCUGGCGCUCAUUGUCGAAUACAGUCAGACCACGAAGACGCCGCAGCUGCCGGCUCCGUCAUUUGCAUUCAAAUCGCCUGUCUCUGAGGACUCUUUUGAUUCAGUUAGAUUCAGCAACAGUGAGCGUUUUUGUUUCCAAGUAGUGUUUUUGUUUUUUAUCACCGCAACGCUCUCCUCUUGUCUGUUUGUUUAUAGUGCGAAGAAGAGGUGGUAAGAGUCGAGUGAGGAACACAGACAAUGGGGCCAUCCAGAGCAGAUCAGUACUAAUGAUGUGUCUCGUUGCGGUGCACUUUCCAUGCCUCGUUUGUGGGCUUGAUGAAUAGAGUAGUGUCAAUUACUGCGGAGUGUGAACCGGUGAAUAAUAGCCUCGAUUGUGUGCCUGCUCCCCCUUGUGUUGGCUUGUUGGAGCAUCAAGUUAUCCUAUUGUUGUGUUUCAGGGGGAAAAAAACAGGAAAAGCAGUGUCUGUUUAAAGAUUGUAUUUGAGGAAGAGGGAUGAACUCCUUGGGGUUAAAAGAAGCUGCUUUAAAGUCUGUGAUCGUUGGCAAUGAAUUUGUUUGAGUGCCAGAUAAUCAGCCAUCACCGGCUGCAUCUUCGGGGUCUCAAGAUGCACCGAAAGACAGAGAGCAGAGAGCUCACGAUGGCGUCCAACGUUCCUAUCCUUUAAUGCUAUUUUUCCGCCGUCGUACUCAAGUUUCCAGAUGGUUAACCACAUCGCAUGUCUCAAGCUGCAUCUGAAGAUCACUCCCUCACUGUUAUUUUACAUUUCCUGUUUAUUUGUCCCCACUCGCUGCCUCACAUCGACACCCAUAGGGGCUGCUUGUCAGACCCACCCCGCGGUUUGACAAGUGCACCUCUCAGCUCCUCCUGAACACAAAAGCCGUCCCCCCCUCCUAGCAGCUGGAUGGCAAAGAUGAUGAUUAUGAGGGUUCUUUAACCACCCAGAGUGAAGCUAAUUGGCAGUGAUGGGUGUGUUAAUUGCGGUAGAUGAGGCGGCGGCAGGCGUUUCUGAGUGCCUGACGGAUUGGAACUGUGGAGACAGGAAACGCCAAAGAGAAAGUUGGAGAAGGAGAAAAAAAAAAGGCCAUUGAGGAGAGGCGUGCGCGGACUGUCUCUCUUUAACUUCUCCCUCUUUUCUCAGGGUUUGAUUGAUGGAUGAGAGCAGAGUGGUAAUAUAUUCAUUGUGGUAAUUAGCAAGGAAAAGAGGCCGCUUGUUACACAGUGCAGGAAAUGUAGGCCACCCCCUUCUCAGUAUUCAUCUCUCUUUUCAAAUCCAGGGCGUUUCCGCUGAGACUUGGGCCUCUUCCCACAUUUGGCCCUGGCAAUGAUUGAAGAGGGUAGAGAGACUACGGCAUGCAUAUGUAAUCAUAAGUGUUUCAGGAGGGAGUUAAAGACAGAUUUCUUCGAAAGAGCAGCUCCUGGUCUGUUCUGUGCCGACUCUGAGACAGAUAGAGGCGGCAGGUACAUGGAAGGAGUUUGCCUUCAGUGAUGGGGUGAACCUGUAGAAAGCAGAGGUAGACUGGAGAGAAGGAGGAGUGAAGAAAAAUGCAUCCUGACACGUGCCGGGUUAUUCACAGCGGGGUUCAGAUGACUUUCUGCUGGCUGUAAACAAAAAUUAGACUGACUGCUGUCACCGCCGCUGCAUCAUGCCUUGUUUUACCUUCAUAAGAGCGAGUCUGUGCAUAUUCAAGCUGUUUAUGAAGUUAGGCUGGCUGAAGCAUGAAUGUCAGUGUCACACAGAGUGAUGGAAAAAUUGCAGUGGUAAAGGCUAGGGGUAUAAAUAUUCAGGAAAUACAUGAAUAAAUUAACUGAACAGGUGAAUAAGUUUCUGAAUAAUCAGGAGGAUCUGUCUUUUCACUCUGUUCUGAUCUUUCUUAGUGUACCAACAUUUACCUUUCUGCACCAUGUUAUAAUAAUUUAACCCUCUUUCAGUACUUAUCUGUAAACUUUUCAUAUCAGUGAUUAAUUAGGAAUUUCAAUAUAAUCACAAAUAUUGAUUUUAUAUGUCUUGUGUUCCUACACUAUAGUAGCCCUAUAGGAUUUAUAAAGGUGCAGCUCUCAGGGCUCAACAGUGCGACUGUUUCACUCGCAUUGUAUUCAGGGGCACAUGUGUGCAUAAAAAAAUUAGCUGAGGCAACAAAUGUAUUUCAUGUGAGUACCGCAGUGAAGUUAGUUUUAGGUUGGAUAUCUGACGCACAUUCAUUGUGGAUCUACUGGAUCUCUCUCUCCAUAAGUAAAAAGUUUGAAAGUUAAAUAAUAAUAAUAACAAUAAGUAAUAAGUAAUAAAUAAUAAGAAAGUUAAAUCUACUCAGCAUCCUCGCUGUCAACGUCGGGUGUUGAAUAAGGGACCGUCAACAAAUUACCGGUUGAUGUUCUCAGAAAAGGCUGUUUUCCUUUAAUAGCUUCAAUGUCACAUGACCAGUUGACCUAAAAUUGAUUUCAAAUAAUAGUACUUAUGUCGACCAAUAAGGGCGAGUGUGCAGGGAUCGUCUGCAAAUUAUGAUACGAUUACGACUCUUCAUACUACAACAGCUGUUUUAGGAAAAUGUGCCUUUUUAUAAUUUUGGUUCAGGCACAGGAUUUUUUCUUCUUCAAGCCCUGUUACUAUCACAUGUGCUCCUUGUGAAAAAAGUUAGUGUCAAGCCCUGUCUCUACCCGAGCAGCCUAUGUUUAGUCCGUAUGUCGUUUUGUUUUUGCACUUGCAACAAUGCCACACAAUUCAGAGGGAGUGCACAUCAAUCAUAGACGGUGAGUAUAUCUGGUUAAAAAAAUGGAGGGCGUGCACAAAUGGUCAGCAAAUGUACUUGAAUGGUCUUAAUUAUAGCCGGGCUGCUUGCCCAGGUGUCGUCUAUGUGCUGUUAGAUUGUUGGACAUGUCAGAAUAAUGCCUCUAAACGAGUGUGUGUCUCUCCUGGCUGACAGGUGACUUUGCGGUGCUGCUAAAAGCAGGGAUGACAGUGAAGCAGGCCAUUGUCUACAAUCUGCUGUCCGCCCUCAUGGCCUAUGUUGGCAUGCUGAUUGGCACAGCUGUGGGCCAGUACACGCACAAUGUCACCAGCUGGAUCUUCGCCAUCACAGCUGGCAUGUUCCUUUAUGUGGCUCUGGUGGAUAUGGUAAGUUGGCACGGCGCACUCUACAGCCCCACAGUGAUAAUUGUCCCUCAAACAACAUCAGCUUAACUUUCACUAACUCCACUCCCACACGGGCCAUCAGCGCUCCUCCUGAUCUGCAAUUCUAAUUUCCAGGAAGUCUCUUUCUGAUCCCGACUGGUUAUUUUGUCUCUUUCAUAGCUGCCAGAAAUGCUUCACGGGGACAGCGAGGACCACAAGCGCUGCCAGCUGGGACACUUUAUCCUGCAGAACCUGGGCAUGCUGACCGGGUUCGGCAUCAUGCUGCUCAUUGCCAUCUUUGAAGACCAAAUCGUUUUUGAUUUUGGCUUCGAGUAA
Molecule: messenger RNA, 16161 nt
Organism: Xyrichtys novacula (pearly razorfish)
Lineage: Eukaryota; Metazoa; Chordata; Actinopteri; Labriformes; Labridae
Source: the annotation of a GenBank genome assembly